ACAAUGUAGUCCCUGUCACGGGGGAUGAGCCGAAGAAGGCGAAGGCGGCACUGAAAGCUCAUCAACCUCGUCGGUGUGGUUCAUCCGCCCCACAUAAACCGCAACGAUGCAAGCGAGCCCACCACCCAUCUCCUCCUCCUCCUCAACCUGAGCUUCUCUAACUAACACACCCUCAGACCCCUCGCCUCCCCUUCAAUCUCUCAUCCCCAUCCCACCUCCGACUUCCCAUGGCCGGUUUCCUCUCCACUCUCCGACGGAUCUACCUCUCCCUCUACAACUGGACCGUGUUCGUAGGAUGGUUCCAAGUCCUCUACUUCGCCGUGAAGGCUUUGAGGGAAGGCGGGCCUACCACGGUGUACGGUUUCGUGGAGCGGCCUCUGCAGCUCGCACAGACUGCCGCGGUCAUGGAGAUUCUUCAUGGCCUUGUAGUCAUUUCUUUUGCUGUAGGCUUGGUCAGGUCACCGGUCUCGGCAACUUUGCCACAGAUUGGAUCAAGAUUGUUUUUAACCUGGGGCAUAUUGUGGAGCUUCCCUGAGACGAGGGCACAUAUUCUCGUUAGCUCCUUGGUCAUCAGCUGGUCGAUCACAGAGAUCAUUAGGUACUCUUUUUUCGGAAUGAAAGAGGCAUUUGGCUUUGCACCUUCCUGGUUGUUAUGGCUUAGGUACAGCACUUUUUUGAUACUGUACCCAACUGGAAUCACCAGUGAGGUUGGCCUCUUAUAUGUUGCUUUGCCUUACAUUAAGGCAUCUGAGAAGUACUGCAUUAGGAUGCCCAAUAAAUGGAACUUCUCUUUUGAUUAUUUUUCUGCAUCAAUUCUUGCUCUUGCAAUUUACAUACCAGGAAGUCCACACAUGUACCAGUAUAUGCUUGGGCAGCGCAGGAAGGCUCUCUCCAAGUCAAAGACGGCAUAAGCCCGAUCAAGCAAGGAUGUAAUAGGACUUAUUUUGUUGACUUUUAGUUCCUUGUUGCUGCAAUGUUUCUUUAUGACAACUUGCUAUCUGGAGAGAUGUGGUAGGAAGUGCUGUUGUUCACUCAUUCUCUGUCUCUUUGUAGUGGGCUAGUUUUAUUGUAAGAAACACAUUGUUUUAUGCUAAUGUUAUCUUGUGACCAGUA
Molecule: messenger RNA, 1113 nt
Organism: Musa acuminata subsp. malaccensis (wild Malaysian banana)
Lineage: Eukaryota; Viridiplantae; Streptophyta; Magnoliopsida; Zingiberales; Musaceae
Source: RefSeq, a predicted model, not a curated record